AAGCUCACAUGGAAGAGGUGGCACCAUUGCCGUCGUCAUAGUCAUCGCAAUCGACUUCCUUCUCUCUUCCCCGAUCCGAACACUAGUUCUUGGAGCCCACAUUACUGUCCUCUCCUCAUCUUCUUCCCCACACAUCGUUUUCAGCCUCGUUUCCUUCUUCUCUCACUCACCUCCCUCCCUCCUUGGUAUUUCACUCUGAAAUCAGAGUCUUCUCUGGUUCUUGACCAUCCUUUCUUCUUUCUCCUCCUCCUCUUCUUUUUUCUUUUUCUCUUUUUCUGUUCUUUUCUCGGAAUUUCGUUUUCGGGAUUUGAAUUUUCCAUGGUGGGUUGAUACACUGAGGGGGAUGGGUUCUUGUAUUUCGGGCCAGAAACGAUUUGGUUCCUCGGCGAAACAGAGCCAGUCGGUCGAAGCGAAUGCGAAUGGAUUUGUAGAAGAAGGGAAUAAGGGAGAGACGCAGCUCAGCUCAGAUGGGUCGUCACGGAGGGACCGGAAUUAUGGUAGUAAGGACGAGGCUUUCUUUGAUUCCCUUGCUUGGCUGGAAUCGGACUGUGAUGAAGACUUUGUCAGUGUCUGUGGUGAUUUCACCCCUUCAAGAGGAAAUACCUGGAAUCACCAAGGAAGUUCUCCUGGGACAGGUCGACCCACUCUAGCUUCCAUAGUUAGCAGAAUGUCUGAUACCCAGGAACAAGCAUCUCCAACUGAUAACAAAAAGAGACUGGAGGAUCUAUUUAGAGAAACAAAGGACAACGACGAAAAUGUUAGCAAUGUCUUGCCGCCUUUACAGUCUUUGGCUACUGAUCAACAGUUUGAUGGUAAAAGCCCGGAAGUCGAGAAACCAAAUGCUCCAGUGCCUCUAAAAGCGUUAAUUGCAACCCCAACUUCUUCUGAAGCUAACUCUACUGGUGUUGGUGACACGACUCCAAACGGUAUUGAUUCGAAAAUUGAAAGCAGAAAGGCAUCUAAAGGCAGCCAAUGUUGCAUGCCAAACUUGUUGCCUAGCUUUAGUUUUAACGAGAAGAAAAAGCUAUCGAGUCCAAUUGCGGUGCUAGAAAGUAAGGCCUCUUAAGGGGCUAAGAGCAAUUUUAAAUAUCAAGCGUGCAUAGGAGUAAAUAGAAGGGCCGGAAUUGUCACAAUUUAAUUUUUCGAAGUUUGUGCCGCAGAUUGCAUAAGGCCUCUUCUGAGCGUGUUGUUUGAAAGUAUUGGCUAAUCAAUGCAUAGUUGUGUCAUAGAACAUGUAAGUUGGUUUGUGUAAAGUGUACAGAUUCUGCUGUUUUAAUUGUAUGAAUGGUAUCACUUUUACAUCUCA
This is a messenger RNA of Nymphaea colorata (pocket water lily), 1306 nucleotides long. RefSeq lists its product as uncharacterized. The coding region runs from base 344 to 1066 and encodes 240 amino acids. The transcript is spliced from 3 exons. The record is from RefSeq and is a predicted model, not a curated record. Lineage: Eukaryota; Viridiplantae; Streptophyta; Magnoliopsida; Nymphaeales; Nymphaeaceae.